Mycena indigotica is the source of this 3939-nucleotide messenger RNA. RefSeq lists its product as uncharacterized. Gene Ontology annotation, cellular component: proteasome regulatory particle, lid subcomplex; nuclear proteasome complex; cytoplasm. The coding region runs from base 1 to 3939 and encodes 1312 amino acids. NCBI's taxonomy places the organism in Eukaryota, Fungi, Basidiomycota, Agaricomycetes, Agaricales, Mycenaceae. The record is from RefSeq and is a predicted model, not a curated record. The transcript is spliced from 11 exons.
AUGCCUGGUCUCUCAGACAUUCUUCCAGCACUUAAACGUCGUUCAAGUAGCAUCCGCCAACGAAUUCGAACCAUUAGCACCAGCUCUUCCGCCAGUCAGCAGCCUCGUUCCGACUACCAGUCUUAUUCCGUCUAUCGCCAAAUUUCCAACUUCAUUCCCAUCAUGCCUAUUCCCCCCGCGAUUGCUGUCCUUCAGACACCAGACGUGGCCGACAAAAUCCUUGACGCGAUCCUCGAGUUACCCAAUGGCAAUGGCCGACGUGGAGUUUUAAAGCUGGCUCAAACUUGCCAUGCUUGGCUUGACCCGGCGUUGAACGCUCUGUGGCGAGAACUCGACUCGUUUAUUCCGCUCCUCGGGUUAUUCCCAACCGCUUUGUUCAAGAGGGGGAAGAAGCCUGGUCAAGGAUUUGCAACGCCUCCCACCGAGGGCGACUGGACCAAGGUCAUUCAAUAUGGAGCCCGAGUGCGCAGAAUCACAUACGACGAAAUUUCGAACAAUGUUUCCGCCACCAUUUUCCCGAUCUUCGAAGAGCUCCGGCCACGCACAUAUAUUCUCCCUAACCUUCAGCAACUCACUUGGAGAAUCACCACUCCCGAGAACCUUGACCGCGCGGCCCUCUUUUUGUCGCCUGAGCUCCAAGGACUCGUGGUUCAUCUGGGCGUAGGUGGGAAUAGGUUUCCGACACUGCCUGCUUUUCUUGCGGAUGUUGGAGGUAGAACCAAACUGUCCGAGUUCUCGUUAACAACCGCCGCAUCCCUUCCGGAUGCAUUCACCGACAUGAUGCAAGCUCAAGACGGCUUGGAACGAUUGGCUCUCCUUGCGCCCGGAGCAUUGGCCACCAAUGUCGGCAGAUGGGUCGCUCACUUGCCUCGCCUGAAAAGCUUCCAGCUCGAUCUGUUGGGAAAAUCUGCCGCGGCAGUCAACAGCUUUUUCAGGGACGUCAGGACUGGUCAGGCGACACCUGAUUCGAUCGAGUCCCAUUCCGAUAGCGGCGUGUUCUCUGCCGAGGACGAAGUCGACCUGACCGAAGUCAGUCGAUCAUUGGUCAGGCUGGAUAGGAAGAAGAGGACCAGCAGUGUUUUCCCUGCGCUGACGCAACUCCACCUGACCGGACAAGUGGGGAACAUUGUCCUGUUUCUGGCGCAGAUAUCGAGCCCUUUAACGCAACUCGGACUUGUCAUCGAAGACCCUCCUAAUGCUGCAGAGUGGCGAAGAUUUUGUGAACUUCUGGGAAACCGUUUUGGUGAUACCCUGACUUCGUUGCGGCUGAGCGCAACACCAUCGUCCAGGUUUGGCGAACUUGUCCGUUCGACAUCGAGAGCAGCACCGCCACCUAGCCGACUUUCUCUCCAACACUUGUCAUUCCUUCCAUCCCUUCGUUUCCUUUCUAUCGACCUCCCCGAAUCGACAUUGUUCGUCAAGGCUGACAUCGCACACCUUGCAGAUGUAGCGCCUAAUUUGGAGGAGGCCAGACUUUGCCCUUCAGCACGUUUCUUGCAAUCCACACCACCCCAGCUCACACUGGAAGACCUCGCACCACUCAUUCAAAACUGCCGUGAGCUAGUAUCACUGGCCGUUGUCGUUAACGCAAGAGGCGGCAAUGCCGACCUCUCUGUGUCGUCACAUUCCUUGCUUUGGCUUAAUGUCGGACAUUCGUGGAUUUCGGAUCCGCUUCAAGCUGCCAUUCUCUUGAGCCAGUUUGGCACCGAUCUCACGGUGAGAUGGUUCACUGAGCGGAACCGCCCAGGCUUUGUCGAAAGUAACUCGAGAGGUUGGGCUAAAGUGGUGGAGAUCCUCCCCCACCUCCAAAAUUUGCGGUUGAUGGAACGAAGAGCAGCAGCGCUGCGUUAUCCUCCCCCAAAACCCUUGCCCCCACCACAAGUUGUGAAGGAGGUCAUCACCGAAUACAUCGAAGUCCCCGCCCCGAGACCUCCAACGGCGGAGAAGUCGAUUGAUGCGCGUGUUUUCACGUCAGAAAUGGGAGUCUUGGCUAGGCCAUUGACCUCGGAAAUUUCGGUGCAGGCGGUAGCGUCAAUGAGCAGCCACGCAGUCCAGGCGAGUCCUGAUCACGUGUCCAUUGCUGUCGACGCAACCCCGGAAGUGAAACACAUCGAGGUAGAUGCGACCGUGCUGGAUGCAGUCAAGUUGCGUGAAGAAGGUGUUUCCUCUCCAACCGAGUCGCAUGGCCCGGCAGUGUCCCUGACUUCGAUUCUCUCGCUGGUUGUGAUGCUGCGAGCCAUACUCUUCUAUCCCUUCCUGCUACCUCUUCGGGUCCUCUCCUCGGCAGCCGACCUAGUCAAGCGCAAGUCGAAGGAAGACGAAUCAGGCCCAGAGCUCGCGUUGGACACUCUCAAUGAUGAAUCGAUCCAUGAUAACCUUGAGAACGACCGUGAGACUGAGCCAAAGCCUGAAACUACAGACAAACCUGAGGUUGAGCGAUGGGUGCCCAGGGCAAAAACGCGUGACACUAGUCACGCUGUGACAAUUAAGCCGACGCGCGUUCCUCUCUACUACAUGUCGGACAACCGCAAGCAAGAGAAAGAUUUUACAACUGAGGUCGACGCACUUCUGCCAGAAGCUGCUUCUCUGGCGAAGGCCGGCAAACUUGAACCUGCACUUGACAAACUCCUGGUCCUUGAGAAGCAAACGCGAAAUGCUGCAGAUCUGUCUUCAACGACCCGCCUGGUAAAAGCCGUUACCCAACACUGUUAUGACGCGCGCAACUACGACCUCCUCAACUCGAACGUGUCCAUCCUAAGCAAGAAGCAUGGGCAGCUUAAAGCCGCCAUUCAGGCCAUGGUGGAACUUGUAAUGGGCUGGUUGGAUGACGUGAAAAAGUCUGCAGGGAUCGACAAAUGGCUUGAGUUGGUGAACACUCUAAGGUCGGUUACUGAGGGAAAGAUUUUCUUAGAAACGCCUCGCGCCCGUGUCACAUUACUUCUUGCCAAACACCAUGAAGGUAUCGCGGAAAAGACCCCCAAGACCCCAGCGUACAAAGAAAACAUGCAAACCGCAUCUGAGCUCUUGUCCGAUCUCCAAGUCGAAACCUACUCCUCCAUGGAUCGCCGGGAGAAAACGGAGUUCAUCCUCGAACAAAUGCGGCUGCUUGUAAUCGUCGCACGACUGAAAGACAGCGAGAUUGACUCGAAGACGGGCAAAGAAGUUGUCGUUGGCGGAGAGACCGAGUGGAUCAAGGUUCGCGUCGGUGGCAGGAAGAUUAAUGAGGACUUUUUGAAGCAAACAGCUAACGAGGAUCUCAAGCUCAAAUACUACGAUCUAAUGAUUCAACAUGCUCUCCAUGGCUCGAGCUAUCUUGACGUCGCUCAAUACUACCACAAAGUUUGGGAAACACCGUCGAUCAAGGAAGAUGAAGGCGAUCAAGGCAAAGCGGCUCUGGAACAUAUUGUCUACUACAUUGUUCUAGCUCCGCAUAGCAAUGAACAAUCAGAUAUGCUUCAUCGACUGUACACGGACCCAGCACUGCUCAAGCUUGAACUCCACCACAAUCUCGCCAAAUGCUUCGUGACGCGAGAACUAAUGCGUUGGCCGGGCAUCGUCGCAAUGUAUGGCGAAUUCCUCCGCAAAACACCAGUCUUCAGCUCAGAGAAGCGAUGGGAGGAUCUUCACACCCGUGUUAUUGAGCAUAACGUGCGGGUGGUAGCGCAGUAUUACUCGCGAAUAACGCUUCCGCGAUUGACCUCCCUGCUGGAUUUGGAUCAGAAGCAAACCGAGCAGACGAUCGGGCGACUGGUAGUUGCUGGAACGAUUUGGGCACGAAUCGACAGACCAGCAGGUGUCGUCAACUUCAGAAGCCCUCGAACGGCGGAAGAUGUGAUGAACGACUGGAGUUCAGACAUGCAAAAGCUUUUGGCCGUAGUGGAGAAGACAUGGAUGGGUAUGAAUGCAGCACAGGCCGCUAGUUCACGCGUAAAAGCAUAG